AUGUUUGUUGUAUCUUUGCCGUGUGGUUUAAUCAAUGGAGGUCCAGUUGGAAUAUAUAUUCAGUGGGAUUAUAAAGAAUUGCGCAAGGAAAAAUCACACACAAACGUCAAGGAUUCAUAUAUUGAGAAACUAGAAUGUAAGCGUGAUGAUGACAGUAAUUUACAAAUUUCAAUGCUUAAAAAUGAAGAAUACUAUACAGGCUAUUUUUUGCCUCUGAAGUUAGGCGAACACAAUGUCCUCGAGUAUGGAUCCCUUUAUUUAACGAUGAAGAAUCCUAAAGGUGAACAAAUAGCUUCAACAAAUCUCCGCAUGGACUUGGCAAGGAAUAUUCACAGAAUCAAGCCCUUUAAUAAUGACUUGAAAGCUAUGCUUCCAAAAGAAAACCAAAAAGGAUCAGAGAUAGUUUUUAGUGAUAUAAACGAUGAGAAUAAGUAA
This is a messenger RNA of Dentiscutata heterogama, 435 nucleotides long. The record is from the annotation of a GenBank genome assembly. Lineage: Eukaryota; Fungi; Glomeromycota; Glomeromycetes; Diversisporales; Gigasporaceae.